This is a messenger RNA of Jaminaea rosea, 546 nucleotides long. RefSeq lists its product as hypothetical. The transcript has 2 exons. NCBI's taxonomy places the organism in Eukaryota, Fungi, Basidiomycota, Exobasidiomycetes, Microstromatales. The annotation marks the transcript as partial. The record is from RefSeq and is a predicted model, not a curated record. Gene Ontology annotation, cellular component: mitochondrion; cytoplasm; membrane.
AUGUCCUUCAUCAACCGACUCCUCCAAGCCUCGUCGGCCACCCUUCCCCGCCAAUGCGGUACAGCUGCCUUCCUCUUCGGCACGGGAGACUUCAUCGCCCAAGCAGCAGUCGAGAAGCGUAAGCCCUUCACCUCACAAUACGACUUGGUCCGCACGCUCAGGCUAGGUUUCUACGGUGGAGUCAUCUUCGCACCCGUAACCAGCGUAUGGUUCAAGACGUUGGAGCGAUUCGCGCCGGGAGUGCCAGGGAGCGUGAUCAAUGUGGCGAGCAAGGUAGUGGCAGAUCAGACGCUUGCCGCGCCGACUAUGUUGGGUGUAUUCUUUACGGCUACCACGUUGCUGGGCGGCGGGUCGUUCAAGGACGUGCAGAAGAAGAUUGAUGACAACUACUGGAGCACUCUCAAGGCUUCAUGGGCUCUCUGGAUUCCAGUACAAACAAUCAACAUGGGCUUCGUACCCGUACAACAGCGACUCCUAUUCGUAAACGUCGUCUCCCUGGCUUGGAAUACCUUCCUCGCCGUGGUAGCGGGCAAAGGAGGCAGCAAG